Eriocheir sinensis (Chinese mitten crab) is the source of this 5279-nucleotide messenger RNA. RefSeq names its product transcription initiation factor TFIID subunit 2-like (gene Taf2). Gene Ontology annotation, cellular component: transcription factor TFIID complex. The record is from RefSeq and is a predicted model, not a curated record. The transcript is spliced from 24 exons. Lineage: Eukaryota; Metazoa; Arthropoda; Malacostraca; Decapoda; Varunidae. Gene Ontology annotation, biological process: transcription initiation at RNA polymerase II promoter. Gene Ontology annotation, molecular function: RNA polymerase II general transcription initiation factor activity; chromatin binding; transcription cis-regulatory region binding. Bases 590 to 4192 code for a protein of 1200 amino acids.
UCACGACCAGAAUAUUCUUCUUGACUUUCCUGUCUUUCUUCGCCACCUCAGCCCAACUCAGCGCCUUGUCAGCAGCAAGGGCGUCAGCAACUGACCCCAGGCCCUCCUGCAUCUUCUCAGCCCUUGAUUCAACUUCAUCUUUUACCACAGAUAUUUCUUUAGAUAAUUCUUGCUUGAAUUCAUCCAAUAUCUCCACAAUUUUGGUAGCCAGAGAUACUUUAUGGAGGCAUGGGUUGCAGAUCCAAUUAAUUUUAGGUAUAUUCUCCUGCUUAAUUCCAGACAAAUGAGCACACUUCACAUGACACCAUUUAGGGCACAAACAGCAUCCAAUCCAUUUCUCGCCUGUGAAAUCCUUACAAACGUAACACAAAUCCAUCGCGCCCUUGGCUUUGCCAGCCAUGUCGACACAGCACUCUCCACACGGAGCAAGACGCAACACAUCCGAUCACGGCCACGACUACUCACUCACUCAUCAUCAUUUCUGAAUGAGUCUAUUGUACCGCAGUCUAAAAUCUGAUGAGGGAGGCUGUUCCAGUCAUGUAUGAAGUGAUAUGUAGCUCAAAAGGAAGAAGUUUCAUCACCUGCCACCAUGAAGAAAGAAAGGGAAAUUCACAAGCCCUACAAAUUGUCUCACCAAAUCCUGAGCCUGACAGGAAUCAACUUCACAAGGCAGACAGUGAUUGGUUUUACAGAACUUACACUCAUUCCCUCAAAAGAUAGUUUUCGCUACAUUUGGCUGAACUGUAAGCAAUGCUGUGUGUAUCGUGUUACACUGAAUGACACCCUGGAGGUGCAGUUCCAGUAUUUUGACCCCUUCUUGGAAGCAUGCCCUCAAGAGUCAAAACAGAGGAAUCUGGAAUUCUUCAACAAAAGCCAGUCAAGUGGAGCUCUUUCUGUGGACCCAGAAAUAGGCCGAGGAGAACUAGUGAUAAUCGUGCCGUCGGAGGCACAGCACAUGAUCCAGGAAGGCAAGCCUCUCAGGGUGGGCGUUGAGUUCUCCAUAGAGAAGCCGCAGUCAGGUCUGCAUUUUGUUGUUCCUGCCACUGAAGGAACACUCUCGGAGAAAGCUGCACACCUCUUUACCUAUGGCCAUGAAAACAGUGCUCGCUUGUGGUUUCCUUGCAUUGACACCUGGAGUGAGGUGUGCACAUGGCGCCUGGAAUUUACGGUGGAUGAUUUUAUGACAGCUGUAAGCUGCGGAGACUUGGUGGAAGUAGUGUACACUCAGGACAUGAGGCGGAAAACCUUCCAUUAUUGCCUCACUACUCCUACGUGUGCACCAAACAUUGCUUUGGUUGUAGGGCCCUUUGAGAUCUACGUGGAUCCCUUUAUGAAUGAAAUCACUCACUUCUGCCUUCCACAACUGCUGCCAUUAAUGAAAGCCACAAGUAAAUACCUGCAUGAGGCAUUUGAAUUUUAUGAAGAGCUUCUCUCCACAAGAUACCCGUACUCAUGCUACAAGCAAGUGUAUGUUGAUGAAGCCUAUGGUGAUCUUCAUUCUUAUGCCACCAUGAGCAUUCUUGAUGUGAAUCUUCUGUGCAGCAACAGAAUUAUUGACCAAGUGUAUCAAACAAGGAAAGUCAUGGCUCUCUGUGUUGCCCAACAAUUCUUUGGGUGCUUCCUCUCCCGCCAGGCCUGGGCCGAUGCCUGGCUCACGACAGGCAUUGCACACUACCUCAUGAGUCUCUACGUUAAGAAGCAUUUUGGAUUAAAUGAGUAUAAGGACUGGAUACACAGUGAACUGCAAGAGAUCAUCGAGUAUGAAGAACGAUUUGGUGGCAUUGUUCUUGAUCCCAGCUCCUCACCUAAUGAGCCUCAGAACGGCCCCAACGUUCCGGCCGCCUCUAACAGCAGCAACAACAAGGACACAUUCUACUUUUCUGUCAAGAACCCACAUGCAUGUUCCCCUCAUUACAUCAGUGUGUACUACAAGAAGGCCCACCUCAUCAUACGCAUGCUGGAAUUUCGUAUUGGACAAGAGUUAAUGAUGCAGGUUUUCAACAAACAUCUCUCCCUGGCAAUCAUUGCAGUGGCCAACAAAGGCCACCCUGCAGGCUGGUCUCACAUGCUGGUGUCCACAGAAACAUUCACAAAGGCAAUCUUCACUGUGACAGGCAAAGACAUUACCGUAUUCUGUGACCAGUGGGUCCGCCAAGGUGGACAUGCCAAGUUCAACAUGAAGUUCCUCUUCAAUCGAAAAAGAAACAUAGUGGAGAUGACCAUAGAGCAAGGUUAUAUUGGUGAGCUUGGGAUACGGCGCUACGUGGGACCCCUUGUGGUGUGGAUACAGGAGCUGGAUGGGACAUUCAAGCACACUUUACAAAUAGAACACCAGGUUUCAAAGAAAGAAAUUGUAUGCCACUCCAAGUCUCGUAGAAACAAGAAGAAAAAGAUUCCACUGUGCACCGGGGAAGAGGUUGAUAUGGAUCUUAGUCACCUUGAUGCUGAUUCCCCUGUAUUAUGGCUGCGCCUGGACCCAGACAUGACCAUGAUGAGGGCCGUGGAGGUGGAGCAGCCAGACAACCAGUGGCAGUACCAGCUGAGGCAUGAAAGGGACGUUACUGCUCAGACCGAAGCUAUCAAUGCUCUUCACCGCUUGGCUAAACAAAGCGCUGUCACAACAGAAAUGCGAAACACACUUAAUGCUGUGUUGGAGAAUGAGCAGUGUUUCUACAAGAUUCGGUGCAGAGCUGCUCACUGCUUGACCAAAGUGGCCAAUGCCAUGGUAGCAAAUUGGAAUGGUCCUCCUGCCAUGAUGCAGAUCUUCAGGAAAAUGUUUGGGUCUUUUUCAUGCCCAAACAUCAUCAGACAGCAUGACUUUACUAGUCUCCAAAAUUAUUACAUUCUAAAGACACUACCAGUAGCCAUGGCCGGUCUACGAAACACUCACAAGUCUUGUCCACGUGAGACUUGUCCACCGGAAGUGCUGGGCUUCCUGAUGGAUCUCUUCAAAUAUAGUGACAACUCCAAGAACCGUUACUCUGACAACUACUACAGAGCUGCACUGGUUGAUGCACUUGCUGCAUCUAUCUCUGCAGCCCCGGUGCAGCAUGACCCAGCCACCAUUACAUCUGAUACCCUGACUGAAAAUACAAGGAGAAUUUUAACUGAGGUGACUCGGUAUCUGAACCUGGAGAAGCUGUUGCCCUGCUACAAGUACACAGUGACAGCGUCUUGUCUGCAUGCUAUUCGUGUACUUCAGAAAUAUGGUCACCUGCCAACAAAGUCAGAUAUCUUCAAGGCUUAUGCUGCUUACCCUCAGUACAUAGAUGUUCGGGUUGCAGCAGUAGAACAGCUUGUGGACAUGCUGGCAAACGAUGGGCAGAGGGAAGACAUGGACUUUUUGUUGACACUAGCAGAGACUGAUCCAGUUCCUCGUGUUCGCUACUUGACUCUCGUCACCAUGGCCAGGAAUCCUCCCUUCAUAAUGGGCCAGAGUCACAAGCUGGACAAUGAACAUCUCGUUGAGCGCUUGUGGAAUCUCAUGAAUUCUGGGCAGGCAUGUGACUCAAGGGUGCGUUGUGCAGUGAUGGAUCUGUACUACGCCCUCUAUGGGCGGCGGCGCCCUGCUUGCAUCCCAGCCUCAGAACCAGCCCUUGUUCUCAAUCUACGAAAGCCUCCCCACCCUCCUAUCCAGCCACCACUUCCAAUCCCACUCAAAGAAAAGGAAAAAACUCCCCCGGUUAUCAAGCAAGAGGCUCCUCUGGAAGAUCCACUAGACCCCAAGAAUGAUGUGACGAUGGAAACCCCGGAGGUCCCCAUCGAGUUUGUUUGUGUGGACGACACCAAGCCAAAAGUAAAGGAUGAGAUAGAAGUGUUUGAGGAGAUUGUUGAACAGACUCCAAGUGUGACUCCAAGCAUUGAAGGUGACAUGUCAGAGUCCACCACAUCCCUACCCGGGGACAGCCAGGAUGCACAAGCAGCACCAACUGGUUUUGAACCAGAGUUGUUCCGUGAUGGGAGUGCAGACUCUCACGGUAAAGCUCACAAGAGCAAGAAGAAGAAAAAGGACAAGAAACACAAGAAACACAAGAAACAUAAACAUGAACAUAAGGACAAGCUUGAUAAGCUUGACAAGUUCAUUCAAGAAGAAAACCUCAGUUCAGGCUCUUCUAACCCUCCAAGUCCUGCUUCCCCGGGCAGCAUGGGAGGGAGCGUCUCCAACAGCAUGGCAAGCAACAUGUCUUUUUGAGCCUCAGCUGGUUAAAAAGUGUGAACUAAUCAGAGAAAAAUAAGCAGAUACUAAGAUGAAUUCAUCUGUUGUAUGUACAUGUACAGAGGAGAAGACAAGUGGCAUGGAUACUGAUGAACAAGUGGGUUUCAGAAAGAGAACGGUAUUUACAAUCAGGCUUUGGACCACUUCCUGGAAAGUUGUCAAAGAGGGAGUAUGUUAUUCCUGGCACUCAUGGAUGUAAAGAAUACAUGUAAUAGAGUCAAUAGAGAAGGUUUAUGGAAAGGACUAUGAAUGUAAGCAAUGGAAGGAUGGCAGUUGAUUGGUGGUUUAUAUAGUCCUGGGAAGCUGACCAUUUAGCUGUUUAAACAUUAUCUUUGAAUAUUGGUCACUGGUUUUCACUUGGGAUUCCUUUUUAUCAUCAUAUAAAUGUUUUCACUGUAGUGAAUUUAGCACUGAAGUUAUAAUUUAGUGUCUUAAAUGCAACUUUUUUUGUUACUCACGAUCCAUCCAUACUUUGAUUCCAGUGACAGGUAAAGUUAACCCUCUAAAGUUACUAUAAUUUGAAUCUUUCAAGUGGUGACGUAGUUGUUGGUUUGAAAACCACUGGCACGUGGUUUAGCCUGGAUUUUAUAAGUAAAUACAGAUCUAAAUUGACCAAGUUUUCUGUGUUCUUGAGGGAAUUGACAAGGUCUGGUUUUCUUGCUAUCAUUAAAAAUCUGUGCAAAUUUAGUUUUGGCAUUGAGAAAUGGAUCAUUGGAAUGUAUGAAAAGUAUCACGAAGAAUUUGAGUAUUUGAAAAAUGUAAAAUCAAAGUUAGAUGUAUACAUUUACAGGUCACCAUACAUUUUUCAUCAUAUGAAAAUCACUUUACUAAGUAAGGACACCACAUGUGGCAACAUUUGUACAAAAUAUUCACUCAUCUGGUUUGUGUACCUGUAUGUGCUAAGGUUUUAAUUAAAUAUAUAUCAGUACAUUUUUUGGUAUAUAUGUAGUAAAUGUAUUUGCUAAUGCACUGUACGAAACAACUGAAUGUCAGAUUGUCAAAAUUAAUUUAUCUCAAAACAACUUUUAUAUGAUAUAAUUUUGUAAUAGAUACUCAAAAGAUA